UUUGACCCAGAACCCGUUAGUGUGGCAGAGAACCUCUUAACAGCGAGCGCUCUCUGCUGUCGUCCUCCAGUCAUUGGGAGAGGAGGUGAACAGAUCACCAGGAUCCAGCUGGAGUCCGGCUGCAAGAUCCAGAUCGCUGCUGACAGCGGAGGACUGAUGGAGCGGCCAUGUUCCCUGACUGGAACUCCAGAGAGCAUUGAGCAGGCAAAGCGUCUGCUGAUCCAGAUCGUGGAUCGCUGCAGGAACGGUCCUGGUUUCCACGGUGACGGUGAAGGUGGAGCCUCCGUGCAGGAGAUGCUGAUCCCGGCCAGCAAGGUGGGGCUGGUGAUUGGCCGAGGGGGCGACACCAUCAAACAGCUGCAGGAGCGAGCAGGUGUGAAGAUGAUGAUGAUCCAAGACGGUCCGAUGCCGACGGGGGCCGACAAACCUCUCCGCAUCUCCGGAGACCCGUACAAAGUACAG
Messenger RNA from Gasterosteus aculeatus aculeatus (three-spined stickleback), 462 nucleotides. The record is from RefSeq and is a predicted model, not a curated record. Lineage: Eukaryota; Metazoa; Chordata; Actinopteri; Perciformes; Gasterosteidae.